This is a messenger RNA of Chrysoperla carnea, 1572 nucleotides long. RefSeq names its product T-box transcription factor T-A-like. The transcript is spliced from 5 exons. The record is from RefSeq and is a predicted model, not a curated record. The coding region runs from base 1 to 1572 and encodes 523 amino acids. Gene Ontology annotation, cellular component: nucleus. Lineage: Eukaryota; Metazoa; Arthropoda; Insecta; Neuroptera; Chrysopidae. Gene Ontology annotation, biological process: mesoderm formation; cell fate specification; heart morphogenesis. Gene Ontology annotation, molecular function: DNA-binding transcription factor activity, RNA polymerase II-specific; RNA polymerase II cis-regulatory region sequence-specific DNA binding.
AUGGCUCAACAUAUAUUAUCUGCCGUCGAAUCUGAAAUAACAUCGAAUGCAAGUAAAUUGAAAGGUGAUUCUACGGAACGUGAUAUUAGUAUAACUUUGGACGACCGAGAUCUGUGGUGUCGUUUUCAAUGUUUUACAAAUGAAAUGAUUGUUACAAAAAAUGGAAGGCGGAUGUUCCCUGUUGUGAAAGUAUCGGCCACAGGAUUAGAUCCAACAGCUAUGUACACAGUACUAUUAGAAUUUGAACAAAUUGAUCCACAUCGUUGGAAAUAUGUUAAUGGAGAAUGGAUUCCAGGUGGAAAAGCAGAAGUAGCACCACCAAAUCCUAUAUACAUUCAUCCAGAAUCACCAAAUUUUGGAGCACAUUGGAUGAAGGAAAGUAUAUCGUUUGCAAAAGUAAAAUUAACGAACAAAUGCAAUGGAAAUGGACAAAUUAUGUUAAAUUCAUUACAUAAAUAUGAACCACGUGUACAUAUAGUUAAAGUUGGUUCAGAAAAUCGUCGAGUGAUGACAUUUCCAUUUCCCGAAACACAAUUUAUUGCUGUUACUGCAUAUCAAAAUGAAGAAGUAACAAGUUUAAAAAUUAAAUACAACCCAUUUGCUAAAGCAUUUUUAGAUGCUAAAGAAAGGCCUGAUUCAAUUUAUAAUCAAAGUAGAAAUGCAGUUAAUGAGUAUGUUGGAGGUGUUCACACGGGCUAUUCUUCAACUGGUAUUCCAGUAACAAUUGGAACAACGGUUCAUAAUUCGUCACAGCAUCAUCAUCAAACCAGUCAAUACAGUCAAUAUAGUUCAUGGUUUUUACCACAUCAAUCAAUGUACUCAACUGUAACUAAUCCUGUCACAACAAUCAAUUCAUGUGAACGAUAUCCAUCCAGCAGUAAUUUACGAAGUAAUCGAGCGUCACCUUAUCCAUCUGUUAGUCAACGCCCUAAGUCAACGUCUGUCUCACCUCCACCAUCACAUGUUUAUAAUUCAUCGGAUCCUUUACAAGUACAACAAACACCCGCAGCAAGUACGUUAUACUCACCAAAUAGUGGAACAUAUACAAGUUAUCCAGGAAGUUGGUCUACGGGUAUUCAACCACAAGCACCUACUCCAAUUAUCAAUUCAACAUUAAAUUGUUGGCCGCAACAAACAACUUGUCAUCAAAAUCUAUCACCUACAUCACAAAGUAAUAAAUCUCCCCCUAAUUCACCAAGUCCAGCAAGUCAUCAAACUUUAUAUCAAACAAAUAAUCCUAUUUCAAAUUUUACUAAUCUAUCGUAUGCAACUAAUUAUUACGGGCAGGACUACUCCACUUAUGGUGGACAGUAUACGAGUCCGGUUGGAACAGAGUAUGUUUCAAUACUACCAACAGAAAUUUAUAUCGAAGAGGCAAAUAAUGCAAAUAUAUCAAGAUAUGCAACAAACAAUCCAAGUCCUGUUACAUACCAUGAAAGACAUACGCCUGAAAUUACUUACACGACUGAUAAUAGUGAUUCAUGUUCUAGAUCUAAUAACAAUAUAAAUCCUGAUAAAGUUUGUCCGGAAAUUUAUGAUGAACAUACAAAUAAGUCGAAUUCUCCUUCAUGA